AUGGACCUCGCUUCCCCGUCCAUGCCUCCACCAUCGAUCCUCUUCGCCUCCUUGCUCCUCAUCUCGCAUCUGACGGCAAGAGGCCAGGCGCGGGCCGUUACGUUAACCCACACCACCACGGAUAGUGAUAUGCACCGGAGCUGCGCUUUCGAGCUGAACGGCAGCCAGUAUGAUUUGUGUUCCCUGGUGGGAUCGAGGAGGGUUGUGGAGGUACCGAGUGUCGAUGCCGAUAAGGAUAAUCGAGGAGAGGGAUCGAGGUUGAGCGCUUCCCGACGGUUGUAUGAAGUGACUCUGGGAGGACCGGGGCUUUCGGAUGAUCGGUCGGUGAUGACCCCUAAUAGAGAGGACACUGCCUGCGACGACGAAACCUGGGUCUGCAUGCUGGAUAUGACAUAUGCUCGAAGCGAAACUGCGAUUGGGGUCUCUGAGACUGAAUCGAGGAGCAGGUUAUUCCGGGAACUGCGGCCAAUCUCCAUUGCGAAGAUUGCGCAUGGGGCGAAAGUUAAGUUCACGCUGGAUGUUGAUAAAGAUGACGAGGGUCCUGUGCCCCGAACUUCGCCUUUACGGCUCUUUAUUGGAGGAGGUCGGGACGCUAAUGAUCGGCCACAAGUAAAGAUCGACCUGCUUUGCCACGAAGCGGAUGAGGUGACUUUCCUCGGCGAGGAGCGUGGCGUACAUUCAUUCAUCUGGGCUACUCCACAUGGAUGCCCCAUACGAUCAAGACGUGAUGGACAUUGGAAGGCGGCAAUGAUGGACGAAGAGGGAGACGAUACGACAAAACCUCCGUCUGACGAAAACGAAGGCGAUGGCGAUCUACUACCAAGUAACAAUCGGAGGUCGAGGCGGUGGAUAGCUGCGAUCAUCGUGAUCUCUGUGCUCAGCGCGGCUUGUGGCUCCAUCCUCUACUCUUCCGAACGUGCACGACGUUUUACCGCCGAGCAUGUAGCAAGCGCCGCGCAUGCAUUGACGCCUCUUCUCUCGAUGGCCGCCAUCAAACUACGACCAGUCGCACACCUUGUAAGCACAGUGACGACCAAGUCUAUCUCGCGACUUGGGACUCGCUUUCGAGUAGGCGACAGCCAGCUCGUGCAGUGGGCGGAAGAGGAUAUGGCACUCGACGAUUCAGAAGAUACGAUGGUGAACGGUGGAGGGGCUUACGAUCCCUAUGAACUGGAUCGGUGGCGCGGGGACGGGUUGGACGAGUACAUUCCGUUAACCAUCAGCCCGAAGUACGGUAGAGGAAGGCGAGCCCGCUCGUAUGGAUCAACGCCGGAUGUUGAGACGUUUGCAGAACGUGGAUUGGCAAGUGGAGGAAUCGGGAGAUUUUUCCACAAGUGA
Messenger RNA from Cyclocybe aegerita, 1338 nucleotides. Lineage: Eukaryota; Fungi; Basidiomycota; Agaricomycetes; Agaricales; Hemipholiotaceae. The record is from the annotation of a GenBank genome assembly.